Molecule: messenger RNA, 802 nt
Organism: Suillus subalutaceus
Lineage: Eukaryota; Fungi; Basidiomycota; Agaricomycetes; Boletales; Suillaceae
Product: Phospholipase/carboxylesterase/thioesterase
Exons: 5
Coding region: 1-765 (254 amino acids)
Biological process (GO): protein depalmitoylation
Cellular component (GO): cytoplasm
Molecular function (GO): carboxylic ester hydrolase activity; palmitoyl-(protein) hydrolase activity
Source: RefSeq, a predicted model, not a curated record
AUGCCGUCAGUCAUCAUCCAGCCGACCGCAGCGCACACUGCAACCGUCAUCUUUGCUCAUGGUCUCGGCGACGAGGGAGAAAGUUGGAAACCCGGUGAACUGACAAUCCCCGCCCAACUUCCUCAUGUCAAAUGGAUCUUUCCAGAUGCGCCUGAGCAAGCGGUCACAGCAAACUUCGGCACUCGGAUGCCCUCAUGGUUUGAUAUAUCUAAUCUCCCGCUUCAACCUGGGCAGUACUUGAACAAAGUAUUCGAGGAUGACGAGAGCGUGAAGAACGGUGUUCAGAUCAUAGACGACCUGGUUCAAGCAGAAGUUAAGGCUGGAAUACCAGAAAGUCGUAUCGUCGUGGGUGGAUUCAGUCAAGGAGGAGCCCUGGCUUUGGUGGCGGGUUUGGGUGGUAAAGACUGGAGAACGAAGAGUUUCGGGGAUGAUAGCAAGCUGGCUGGUGUAGUCGUGCUGAGCGGUUGGAUGCCACUCAGAGAGAAGUUCAAGUCGCGCAUUUCCCCGCACGCCAAAUCUAUCCCGGUAUUAUGGGGACAUGGGACAGCAGAUGCAGUGAUAUAUUAUAAAGUGGGGGAGGUUUCAGUUGAAUUGCUUCAAGAUCAACUUGGUAUCGUGAAGCACGAUGCCCAUGACCAACUUGGCGCUCCUGGAAUCAACUUUCGGUCAUAUGAACGCAUGGGCCAUGCGUCAUGCAAGAAAGAGAUGGAAGACCUGGUGACAUUCUUGGGAACUGUCAUACCACAGCAAACCCAGAACCUGUGAAGCAAAAUGUUGCAAGAGACCAUAGCUCUGGUUCCAU